AUGGAGUCGAACACUGCGACUGGCGCUGAGCCGAAGAUUACCGAACCAAUAGACGAGUUCCAUGAACCUGAACCGACAGCCGAAGAGCUGUCAACAUUGGAACAUAUUUCUGAUAGAAUACCGAUAGCAGUCUGGCUAAUUGUCAUUUGUGAAUUGUGUGAGCGUUUCGCUUUCUAUGGAAUUUCUGGUCUCUUUCAAAAUUACAUUCAAUUUCCGUUACCUACUGCAAAUGAUACACAACCUGGCGCUCUCAAUCGUGGACAGCAAACUGCUACUGCAUUGACAAUGUUUUUUCGAUUUUUUGCUUAUAUUACGCCGAUCGUUGGUGCUAUACUAGCCGAUCAGUUCUGGGGCAAAUACAAGACUAUUAUUGUUUCAUGUGUGGUCUAUAUGGCUGGCCUUGUUAUACUUCUUCUGACCAGUAUACCACCAUCUAUUGAUAAAGGUGUCGCCUUUCCUGGUUUAAUCAUAGCAAUGGUUAUUUUGGGUUUUGGUACAGGUGGUGUAAAGAGUAAUGUGAGUCCAUUGAUGGCCGAACAAUAUUCUAGGACAAAAUCAAUUAUCAAAGGUAACUGA
This is a messenger RNA of Rotaria sp. Silwood1, 576 nucleotides long. NCBI's taxonomy places the organism in Eukaryota, Metazoa, Rotifera, Eurotatoria, Philodinida, Philodinidae. The record is from the annotation of a GenBank genome assembly.